CGCGGGCGCAGGCGCAGUGGACGCUCGCUCGCCCUGUCUCUCGGACGCUGUGAGUAGAGGAGCCAGCCCCCGAGCGAGGGCGGAACCUGGAUGAAAUGAAGCUGUUUGGAAAAUUUUCCAGGCAGUUGUGUUGCUUCAAGAAAUUCCCAUCAUCAUGUGACUCCAGAUACUUUUGGACCUGGUUGAAUACGGUGUUUAAUAAAGUGGAUCAUGAGCGCAUCAAAGAGGUUGGCCCUGAUAGGGCGGCUUCUGAGUGGCUGCUACGCUGUGGGGCCAUGGUGCGCUACCACGGCCAGGGGAGGUGGCAGAAGAACUACAACAGCCUCCCAUCAGGCUCGCUGGACAAGUACAAGAUUCAGGCUAUCGAUGCCACUGACUCUUGUAUCAUGAGCAUUGGCUUUGAACACCUGGAGGGCCUCCAACAUGUUGAGAAAAUAAGGUUGUGCAAGUGUCAUUACAUCGAAGAUGAAUGUUUGGAGAAACUUAGUCAAUUCAAAAAUCUACAAAAAAGCAUUUUGGAAAUGGAAAUAAUUUCAUGUGGGAAUGUCACAGACAAAGGUGUCAUUGCUCUGCAUCAUUUAAGAAACCUCGAAUAUUUAUUGUUAAGUGAUCUUCCUGGAAUAAGAGAAAAAGAAAACCUUGUUCAAGCCUUUAAGACAGCACUGCCUUCUCUAGAACUUAAAUUAGACCUAGAGUAAAAUCAUAGUACUCACUGAGUAUCUACUUUUAAUAUAAAGUAUCACUGGAAACUUUGAUCCUAAAUAGUAACAAAUCAACAUUAUCAAAAAAGCUAUAAGAGUGUCCUAUUAUGACAUUUUAGAAACAAAAUCAUAUAUAGAAAAUUAAUAUUCAGAUAUGAUUCAUUAAAAAAUGCUAAGUUGGAAGUGACGAUUGAUGUUCAUUUAGUCAUUUUAAGGAAAAAAAUGCAAACCAAGUAGCAGUUUAAUUCUAAUAUAUUCCUCAUCAUACACACACACACACACACACACACACACACACACACACACACACACACACACACAUACACAUAUAAAAUCUGUGGGCCUGCAUGCAGCCAUGCAGUGCUCAGGCAAGGAAGCCUCCCCACCGUUCUUGGGUUCUCUGCCAAACAGGAUGGUGGUUCAGUGUGAGGGCCCAGUGCUGCACUGUGGCCUGGGCCUGGCCGUGCUGUGCUGAGGAUUAGCAGGCCGUCCCACUGGUGCUCGGUGGUCUCCAGGGCUGGAUCUGACAAUGUUUGGGGGACCAGAUGGUGCUGGGAACAAACGACCGCCUGCAUGCAAGGCAUGCACCUUACCCCCAUACUAUCUUUCCAGCCUUCUAUUGUAAUUUAAAAAUUAUUUGUUACACUUUUGUUACUGAAGCAUGUUACUAUAAAUGAGAAAUUUAUGAAAAAUUGAAACUUCAAUCUCAAAUUCACUAGUAGAAUUAAAGUAGUCAGUGGUUGUUGAGAUAUACCAGGAUAUGUAUGCAUUACUCAAAAAUCCUAAAUUCCUACAUUCUAUAACAUAUUUCCUUUCUCAAAAUACUUUCUAAUUUAUUUUGUAUAGCCUAGUAUUCUAGCUUGCCGGGCUCUCCAAGAGUACCCCGCCCGCAUGGGCAGAGCCUGGCAAGCUACCCGUGGCAUAUUUGAUAUGCCAAAAAACAGUAACGAUUGGUCUCAUUCCCCUGACCCUGAAAGAGCCUCCAAUCAUUGGGAAAGACGAGUAAGGAGAGGCUGCUAAAAUCUCAGGGCUGGGAGGAAUAGAGACGUUACUGGUGUCCGCUCAAGUAAAUUGCAGAACAAUGGGAUGACAGU
Molecule: messenger RNA, 1795 nt
Organism: Sorex araneus (European shrew)
Lineage: Eukaryota; Metazoa; Chordata; Mammalia; Eulipotyphla; Soricidae
Gene: DMAC2L
Product: distal membrane arm assembly component 2 like
Exons: 5
Coding region: 96-698 (200 amino acids)
Source: RefSeq, a predicted model, not a curated record